Molecule: messenger RNA, 1439 nt
Organism: Trichoplusia ni (cabbage looper)
Lineage: Eukaryota; Metazoa; Arthropoda; Insecta; Lepidoptera; Noctuidae
Product: protein PRRC1-like
Exons: 9
Coding region: 155-1288 (377 amino acids)
Biological process (GO): activation of protein kinase A activity
Cellular component (GO): cytoplasm
Molecular function (GO): protein kinase A regulatory subunit binding
Source: RefSeq, a predicted model, not a curated record
AACAAGUUUUACAUUCGAUGUUUAGUUACAUUGCGCGAACCAGUAUAAACAUAUUGUUUAAAUUCUUGUAUAUUGAUAAAUAAAAGGCUUGCUGCGUACUGUAUCAUAAUUUUUUAAUAUUUUUUCUGCGGUUUUGUAUUGUAGUGGUGAUAAAAUGAGUGGGACUGAUAAGAAGCCGAAGAUCCCGCAGCCGCCGGCACCAGCUGUCGGCACCGGGAAUCUGUUGUCGAGUGUGGCGCCUCCCUCGCAGUUGCCUAACUUCGUGACUGCCAGCCCUGUGGUCCCUGUAGCAAGCACAGCUGCUGAGAUACCACAGAUUCAGAUGCCACAACCUGUAAUACAGCCAGUACCAGCCCCGGUGCCAGUUCAGCCGAUCAUAGUACAAGCCAGAGAUGAGCCCAAGCCUCAACCAGCUCAAGAAACAUUCAGCCCAGCCAUUCCACUGAGCAAGGGUGAACCAAUGAUUUCCAUCAGAUCACCAGAAGACUCACAGACCACUCAUUCUCCUGACUCUCUGCCACCAGAUUCCACAUCAGAAAUUGAACAGCUUGGUGACAUAAUGCCAGGCAGUGGUCUGUUUACUUGGAUGAAGGGGGCCGUCUCGACCGGUGGGCUGUUACAUCGCGUGGCUGAGAAGGCGAAAAGCUCGGUAGACUCCAUGAUCACAACCCUCGACCCACAGAUGAAGGAGUACCUUAGAAGUGGUGGGGACUUGCUGAUCGUGGUCGCUUCGGACAAAGAAGCGAAGAUUUCACCGAUCAGAGAUGCAUUCCAGACAGUAUUUGGAAAAGCUAAUGUCGUUGGCUACGCAGCACAAAGCGACGUGACAGCAGCACAGCCGGUGGGCUACGCAGCGGCGUACGCGGCGGCCAAACAACGCAUCGCACACAUACGCUCCGUGCAUUCAGAACUACAUAACAACGUGCCUAUAGUCGCUGUAGAAGGAUUCCUACAAGAAUGUGUUACCGACAGAUGGUACGACGUAUCCCUACUGAUCCUCUCCCAGCCCUCACUGGGUAUCGAGCUGCAGCUACAGUCGCAGGGCACUUCAGUAGCGGCGGCCGCGGUGGCGGCGGCGGCGGCCGCCACGCCGUCAGACUACGAACACGCGCAGACCGGCUACAGUGUUACUAUAGGUUCCAUUAUGGCUGCCAGUUUACAGGUCCCGCACACACAGUGGCAGGAGGCCGCGACAGGCGUGUCCCGGCAGGACAUCCUGCAGCUGGCGGCGCGCUCGCUGGCCGGCUCCUACAAGCGUCUGCUCGCCGUAUCCGCGGCCGAGACCUAGGACUUACCACAUCUAUAUUGAGACUGGACUACGACAAAUUAUUGUGUACAGAAGCCGGGAAGUUGUAAAGAAUCUAUUGACAUCUAAAGUAUACUUAUUAUCGCCUAAUGUUAUGUAUAGAUAAGUUAUAAUAAAGUUUAUUCGGGGCCAA